Molecule: messenger RNA, 1740 nt
Organism: Folsomia candida
Lineage: Eukaryota; Metazoa; Arthropoda; Collembola; Entomobryomorpha; Isotomidae
Product: lipase 3-like
Exons: 8
Coding region: 404-1675 (423 amino acids)
Biological process (GO): lipid metabolic process
Molecular function (GO): hydrolase activity, acting on ester bonds
Source: RefSeq, a predicted model, not a curated record
UCUCGUUUUUUAAUUCCUUGAACUGGCAACAAUAUUACAUAACUUGUUAUUUAAGCAUUGUUGCUUCAAGAAGCUAUUUACACUUUGCUACUGGAAUUCCCAUUGUACAGAGUCGCUCAGAACUGCUUUUCCUGAAAUCAAUGGUGGUGUUUUUGCAGUUCGAGUGAAUUAGCUAACGAGAUUUGGUUAUGCUCUUGCUUCAUUCAGGUGUGAAGUGUAUAAAGUUUAUCAGAGUGGGUCAAAUAAUGGACAAGAAUUUAGUCCUCACAUCAUCUUGCUCGUUGAAAUUAGCAGAAACAUAUCCAACAAUCAGUGAUGAUUUAGCAAGAAUCUUGCGUGGUCUCAUAUCCAAACUCCCAUUGUGAAUAUUUAGAAGGUGUUUAGUAAUUAAAAAAAUAAAAGCAUGAAAUUGUUUCAGCAAUAUCCAAGUAUUAUCUUCUUCUUUUGGUGCACAUUAUUAUUUAAUACCAACUUGUCGCAAACUAUUCCACAACGAUUAGCUGAAUUAACGAAUACAUUCAGCUCAAUUGCUUCCCGUUCGCGUCAUGACGAGCUGGCAACUCCAAAUCUUAUCAAGAGGAAUGGAUAUCCGGUCGAAGUUCAUGAAGUUACUACUCAAGAUGGGUAUAUAUUAGAACUCCACAGAAUUCCAUACGGAUUAAAAUCUCCCGAAGGCCCAGGAAAACUUCCUGUUUUUGUUCAGCAUGGAAAUUUUCAAUCUUCAUCAGAUUGGAUGUUAAACGAUCCUGACAAUGCACUGCCCUUGAUUCUUGCAGACAAUGGAUACGAUGUUUGGUUGGGCAAUCAACGAGGAAACACCUAUUCUACUAAACAUAUUAAAUACACCUUUACAACACCUGCAUUCUGGAAUUUCAGUUAUCAUGAAGCUGCCUUGUUUGAUUUCCCUGCUGUAGUCGAUUAUGUUUUGGAGAUCUCAAAUUCACCGAAAUUGCACUAUAUUUCUCAUUCGGUGGGUAGCAAGAAUUUCAUGGCAGGAUUAACACUUCGACCAGAAUAUAAUGACAAGAUAAGCGUCGGAGUGAUGAUGGGACCUGCAGGUUUCAUGACGUAUAUGUUCAACGGAUAUGCUCGUCUGCUUGGUCCAAUAUUACGACUUGGUCAGAUAAUGUUAAAUAUUUUUGGGCCUAUGCCAGCUGCGCCGCACAGAGUUACAAGAUUCGAACGAUUUCUCCGCCCCAUCAUAUGCAAAUCUAAUGUAGAUAUCAUUGGUGUUUGUGCAGCCUUUUUCUAUAGUACUUUUGGUCUUGACAGAGAGCAAAUUACUCCAGAAAAAUUGGAUGAAGUCAAAGUAGUAUUUCCUUCCACCAGCAGCUAUAAACUAUGGAUGCAUUUGGUUCAAGAAAUCAACUCUGGUCAUUAUCGCCAAUUUGAUUAUGGAACUGAGAAGAACAUGCAAGUCUAUGGCAAACCGAAUCCUCCGGACUAUGAUUUAUCAAAAAUUACUAUUCCAAUUUCAAUUAUGCAUGGAGAACUAGAUCACAUUGCCAGAAUUGAGGACACACAAGCUUUGUUGAAAUUACUACCAAACGUAGUAGACUUUUACGUAAUCCCAUGGAAGAAUUGGACCCAUUUGGACUUCAACUAUGCGAAAGACGCCGGAGUUUUAAACCAUGCACAUAUCCUAGACAUUUUAGAACAGUACCGGUUUUCAUAGGAAAAAGUAAAGUCAGUAAAAUGGGCGUAUGAAUAAAAUAGUUGUCGCCAUUUGCAAAAUAUGAA